This is a messenger RNA of Yamadazyma jaroonii, 357 nucleotides long. The record is from the annotation of a GenBank genome assembly. NCBI's taxonomy places the organism in Eukaryota, Fungi, Ascomycota, Pichiomycetes, Serinales, Debaryomycetaceae.
AUGGCUAAAAAGAGAGCUUCCAACGGUAGAAAUAAGAAAGGUAGAGGUCACGUUAAACCAGUCAGAUGUUUAAACUGUGCUAGAUGUGUUCCAAAAGAUAAAGCUAUUAAAAGAGUUACUAUCAGAAACAUGGUUGAAGCUGCUGCUGUCAGAGAUUUAUCUGAAGCUUCAGUCUACCAAGAAUAUGCUUUACCAAAAUUAUACAACAAAUUACACUACUGUGUUUCUUGUGCUAUUCACGCUAGAAUUGUCAGAGUUAGAUCAAGAACUGAUAGAAGAAUCAGAACUCCACCUCAAAGAAAAAGAUUCACCACUGACAAAAAAGUUAAUCCACAAGAUGCUGCUAAAAGAGUUUAA